CAAAUUUCCCAGAAGAAUGGACUUAUGCAAAUAUUUGGAGAACUUUUAAGAAAUUCAAAAGAGUAUACGACAAUUAUAGUCCAAACAGGAGGAGCAUGAAUGGCAGCAGGUUUGGGUUUGUGAGAUUCCUGGAGGUGAAGGACAAGAAGGAGCUAGAAAGAAAACUGGACCAGAUCUGGAUAGAGAACCGCAAACUAUGGGUGAAUUCCCCAAGAUAUGAUGAGGCGCAGAAGGAGACAAGGGUGCAGGAAAAUAAGCACCAUCCGGAACCGCAAAUUCAGAGAAGGAGCUAUGUUGAGAUGGUGAGAGGCCAACAAGCAAAAAGACAGAAUGAGGAAGGAAUAAACCAGCUUAAUGAAAUCCAAACUGAAGGUCAUAGGCAGAGAAGAAGUAGAUCUAGAGCUGGAAAACAGAGCAACAAUGGCAGACAAGAAAAAUUCUACAUGGAAAGGUAUUUUUCUUGUCGAAUCCGUGCUAUAGGAGGAAAAAUGGUGCUGUUAGAUGGGGAUGACAAAGAAGAAGUAAAAGCACUAGUGGAGAUGGCAUCCGAAUGGUUAGGAAGAUGGUUCGAAGAGUUCACGAAGGAGGAAUUCACCAAUAGUUUUUUCUCAUUGAAGCAAGAUUUCAUGCCCACCUUCCAAAGUGAAUCUAAGGAUUAUGAAUCAUGGUCGCUGGGUAGUGAAAAUGAGGGCUUUAAUUUUGAAAAUAUUGCAGAGAUGAAGCAGGAAAAAGAAAGAUCAGAUGAGGCGGAGAAAGAAGAUGAUGAUGUGGCACACAGUAAAAAAAAGUUUAGUGAAAAGGGCCGUUUGCACUCUGAUCAAGGGGAAGAGAUGACUAUUGAAGUAGUGGUGGACAGCCUGGACCAUGUUCAAAAUUUGAAUUGUGGAAAGACCAAAGCAGCAGGGGAACAAAGGAAGCAGCAGUCGGUGAGUAGUGAAAAGACAGCAAGCCCAGGUGAAGUGGAAAGAAGUAAUCUGGGUCAAAAGAAAAAAUUGUAUAGGAGACUUAAUAGAAGGCCUAAUUCACAAGGAGCCAGCCCAAGCAUUGUGGAGUCCACCAAUAUGGGCUUGGGCCAUAAAAAGCUAAACCCAAGCCUAUUUUUUGAUAAAGAAAUGGAGGAUUCUAGAAUCGGAGAGGUGGAUUUGGCUAAAGACAAAAAGGUUGAAGGAAAGCUGAAAUGGAAGCAUCCUGAAAGUGCAGAAGAACAAAGGAGAGAAGAUGUCUUGGUUCGACCGGACCUUGAAAGUGACGAAGAGCAAAGACAAGAGGGAGACCAAGUUCGGAGGGGUUUCGAGCAUGUAGAGGAAUUCAGCCAAGAAGAGUAUUGGUACCGGGAAGAAGUUGAAGACGAUGAAGAACAGAGGAGAGAAGGAGACUCGAAUCGGUCUGCUCUCAAAAGAGACGAACAACAGAGACAAGAGGGAAUCCGGAUUCGGAAGGGUCUUGAGCAUGCAAAAGAACACAGCCAGGAAGGGGAUGGAAAACAGAGGCAAAACCGAAAGCUAAGGCAAGUGGUGGGAACACAACAGAAAAGGAGGAAGAAAAUUAGUCUCUGUAGCUCGGUUUAUCAAAGGGAGGAAGCUGCUGAGGAGAGAAAGCAAAGAUUAAAUGGUCAUAGGAGAAAGAUCAGGAAAUCAACGAGGGAGAAGCAGAUGCCAGAGUUUCUAAGGAGCCCAGAAGGUGAAGUAGCGGAUAUCUCCAUCGGUGAUAGUGGAAUUCAAAACUGCAACAGGGUGCUGAAAAAACAACUUCAAAAUCAGUUAGCUAAAGAAAUAUGGCAGUUAGCUAAACAACUGGGGGCGACAGCAGAUAACGAUGAUGUGAUUUUGGAAAAAAUUGAAGAAAUGGAAUGUAGAGACAGACAAGCUAAGGAAGUGAAGAUGAACCGGGAAGUAGAUAAUGCACAGAAGAAAGGUAAGGGAAAGGUAAGGGAAAGGGAGGGGUGUAGGAGUUUAACGACGGAAAUGAGGGAGUUUGACAGCUUUAUUCAAGAUGCUGGACUAGUUGAUUUACCUCUGGUGGGGAAAAAAUAUACCAAGUAUAGCUCUAACAGCCAGUGCAUGAGUAGGCUUGAUAGGUUUUUGCUCUCAGAUGAAUGGCUUGCAAAAUGGGGAGAUGUAAAACAGUGGGGUUUGGAACGAUCAGUGUCAGACCACUGCCCUAUACUCCUAAAGAAUGAAAGGGUUGAUUGGGGUCCAAAACCCUUCAAAUUUUUUGAUGCUUGGCUAAAGCAACCCAAGUGCAUGGAGGUGAUUAGAAAGGCGUGGAAUUCCAUAGCACCCAAAGGUUGGAAGGGUUUCCGAUUAAAGGAGAAAUUGAAAAGAGCAAAAAAUGCCCUGAAGGAAUGGAGUGGAAACUACAUGGCCGAUAUUGAUUGUAAAAUAAAGGAAGCAGAAAGGGUAAUAGCUGCAGUGGAUGAGAAAGGGGAAGAUGGCACACUCACGACAGAAGACAUUGAAAUUAGGAAAGGAGGUUUCAUAAAGCUAUGGAGGAAUUUAAGAAUUAAGGAGAGCAUGUGGCAGCAAAAAACAAGAAAGAUGUGGCUGAAAGAGGGGGAUGCAAACACAAAAUUUUUCCACAGUUGUGUGAAAGGCAGAUGGAGACGAAAUGAGAUUAACAGCAUCCAAAUUAAUAAUAAGCAGCUUGGGGGAGUGGAUGAGAUAAGAGAAGAGGUGGCGAGCUACUUUCAAGGUCUAUUCACGGAAGAAAGGUGGCAGAGACCAAGACUAGAUGGCAUUAAUUUUAAUCAACUUUCCCAGACGAACAACGAGUCUCUUACGGCUGUUUUCUCUGAAGAAGAAAUUAAAAACGCAGUUUGGGAUUGUGACUCAACUAAAUCCCCGGGUCUAGAUGGGUUCAACUUCAGAUUCAUAAAGGCUAUGUGGGAGGACAUAAAACAGGAUAUUACCAGUUUUGCUCAGGAAUUCCACAAGAACGGGAAGCUGGUGAAAGGAUCAAACGCUUCAUUCAUUGUGUUGAUCCCAAAAGUUGAAAACCCCCAAAGAAUUGAGGAGUAUAGACCCAUCUCACUCAUUGGGGUGAUGUACAAGAUCAUUGCAAAGCUACUAGGUAAUCGCCUCAGAAAAGUACUUGAUAAGGUCAUCGAGGAGCAACAGAUGGUGUUCAUAGGAGGCAGACAGCUGAUGGAUAGCGUUGUGAUUGCCAAUGAGGUGAUUGAUGAGGCAAAAAGGAAGAAGACAAAGAGCAUUCUGUUCAAAGUCGACUUUGAAAAAGCUUAUGACAAGGUCAGCUGGGAUUACAUCGAGUACAUGUUCGGGAGGAUGGGGUUUCCAGUCAAAUGGAGAAAAUGGAUAAGGGAGCGCUUGCAAUCGAGCAUGAUCUCAAUUCUUCUUAAUGGAAGCCCAACAAGAGAAUUCCAAGUCAGCAAAGGAAUAAGACAAGGUGACCCUCUAUCCCCUUUCUUAUUCCUAAUAGUGACGGAGGGGCUGAAUGCUUUAGUGAAAUCUGCAGUGGUGAAGGAGUUGUAUAAAGGAGUGAAGAUAGGUAAUGGUAGUGUGAUGGUUUCUCAUCUUCAAUAUGCUGACGAUACAAUAUUUUUUGGUGAGGCAACAGAAGAAAAUAUUACUGCUAUCAAAUGCAUCAUGAGGACUUUUGAACUAGUUUCGGGGCUGAAAAUUAACUAUGGAAAAAGUAAGCUGAGGGGUGUCGGGAUUGAGGACAGUUGGAAGAGGAAGAUGGCCUACAGGCUAUGCUGCAAAGAAGGGGAACUUCUUUUCAAGUACUUGGGAAUUCUAAUCGGUGGGAAUCAUAGAAAGCUGGCAAUGCGGCAACCGCUGGUGGAUACUUUUAAAAAGAAACUUGCAAGCUGGAGAGGUAGACACUUAUCUUUCAGAGGUCGAAUUACGCUCAUAAACUCUGUGUUAUCCAGUCUACCUGUGUUCAUGAUGUCAGCCUACCAAAUACCUAAAGGUAUACUCUAUUCUCUCAAUAAAAUUCGUAGAGGUUUUCUAUGGGGAGGGGGGGAAGAGUUAAAAAAAGCCAAUUGGGUUAAAUGGGAGAGGGUUUGUAAUCAAAAGAAGUAUGGAGGACUAGGAGUGAGAGACUUAAGGAAAUUUAAUUUGGCGUUAAUGGGAAAAUGGUGGGGAAGGCUUGCAAAUAUAGAUAAGGCAUUGUGGAAGAGUGUCAUGGAAGGGAAAUAUGGACUGAACGGGGGGCAUUGGCUGGAUUGGGUGCGAGAUGGCAGAAAUAUAGGAUCACUAUGGUGGAGAGACAUACGAAACCUCAAUGUGGGGGAUGGGGCAAUUGGGGGAUGGUUGUCUUCGGGUUUUAGGAUGAAGAUAGGAGAGGGGAAAGAUGGAAGUUUUUGGUGGGAUGAGUGGUGUGGGGAGGUUUGCUUGGCUAACAAAUUUCUUAGAUUAUAUCUCUUAUCAACAGGGAAGGAUAGCAAGUGCCACCAAAUGGGCCAAAACAUCAACGGCACAUGGAAAUGGAUCCUUGAAUGGAGAAGAACUUUGUUCGAGUGGGAAGAGGAGGACGCAAAGGAACUUAAAAGGAUGAUUGAGAAUGUGACAAUCACUCCUAGCCAACCGGACAAAUAGAAAUGGAUUCAUAGCAAUGAUGGUCAUUACUCAACAAAAUCAGCUUACUUGAUGUUAAUAAAACAAAGAAGAGAACCGGAGGAAGCUGAAAUAUUCAAUAGAAUAUGGAGCAAGAU
Messenger RNA from Rubroshorea leprosula, 4675 nucleotides. Lineage: Eukaryota; Viridiplantae; Streptophyta; Magnoliopsida; Malvales; Dipterocarpaceae. The record is from the annotation of a GenBank genome assembly.